Molecule: messenger RNA, 2301 nt
Organism: Doryrhamphus excisus (bluestripe pipefish)
Lineage: Eukaryota; Metazoa; Chordata; Actinopteri; Syngnathiformes; Syngnathidae
Biological process (GO): regulation of transcription by RNA polymerase II
Cellular component (GO): nucleus; transcription regulator complex
Source: RefSeq, a predicted model, not a curated record
GAUGGCGGAGGCGGCUGUCAAUCACCUGAGAAGACAACAACCAAGUCUUAUUCCGAGUCUUAUACCGACAAUGUUGUGCAUUUUGUGUAAAUCCUGAUUAUAAUCACAUUUAAACACUAGACAAAAUAGUAGGCAAAAUAUGUUGUAUCAAUAAGCUGUUAUUUGUGAAUAAUUGCACAAUAUACAAAUACAACGAGGUAUUUGCUAGGUAUUUGCUGCUACUUCCGCUUGAAUUAUAUAGUAUAACUGAUUAAAAGAAAGCCGACUGUUAAUUAAAAAGUAAAGAAAAAACUAUAAUAAAUAUUUACACAAACAAAGUAACAAUAUCAACAUACUGGGCAUAUCCUCGCCGUCUAUAAACAGGAGGCAGGAGCAUUCCUCUUUAGAGUCGCAGCAGUUUAAUUUCACUCAAUUUGUAAAUAAUAUGAUUUUCGGUCAUUUAGGUCAUUUCCGCCCUACUCAACUACCAGCUGGGGGCAGUAUUUAUUUUCUAUGUUGAAGUCAAAAGAGAGAAGAAGUAGACCCAAGUAGAGGAGUGUGUGAAUUCAUAAUAAUACUUUGACAAAUAAUUACACAUAACGUACAGGAUAUGGCACAUUUCCGAGGACAGAUUCGUGGGCCACACUGGGGCGCUAAAAGGGACAACAUAUUGAUAGAUUUCUGGAAAAAGCACGAAUGUCUGUUUAACUCCUCGUUGGAGUCUUUCUAUGACAAGGAAUUGAAGACGAAGCUGUGGUCCGAGUGCGCAUUUUUGAUUGGAAAAUCUGGUAGGAAUGAAGUGUCUGAUGUUGAGAGAAGAUCCAGAUCUCUGCGAACUCAGUAUGGACGGGUGUUAUGCCACCCAGAGAAGGUCAACACUUUUCAACAAAGGAUGCUGAGAGAGAAAUUGAACUUUCUGAGGCCGUACAUUGUUCGUAGACGAAGUGAUUGCUGUCCAGAAGAUGAGCAUGAGGAGGAGGACGGCGAGCUUGAGACUGAGGGGAGUGUUGAUCACGAGACAGGAAGUACACUGGAUGCUGAUGAGACACUUGAGGACAGGUUUACAUCUGGGGCAUCCACCUCAAAUCCUUCCAGCUGUCCAUAUACACAACAUAAUCCCGCAGAUGCCACGUCCUUAAGCUUUGAGCCUCAUGGUGACAAAGUUUCACCAGAUGUUUGUGAUCCAUUAACAGCAGCAAGUCUUUCUAAAGAACACAUACUCCAGCAGUUUGUCAACAUCAUGCUAGCAGAUAUGCAACAGAUUAAAAACCAAAUGGUGCUCAUGAAACUUCGCCGAGAUAUCACUGACCUGGUGUUCAAAGCGGUGGAGGAGGACAUGCAGGGACGUAUUCAGGUGUACUUUACGCAGCAAGGAGAAAGCGCACCGCUCCACAGCUCCUUCAGAACCCAAGCGUCAAGUUCGCACAGAAUUUUUAGGAGAAAGAACAAGGGGCCUGAGAAGCACAUCGAGAGGAUGGGUGGCAGUGUCCCUCAGGCUGUGGCACAAGUUUCUCAGAUGAAAUUAGAACUAGAUCCACAGGUGGUUAAAAACGAGGAGGAGACGCUUCCUGUGCUUUGAAGUUUUAAUUUUUUUUAAUCUAAUUAUGUUUUGGAACGCAUGAUUCUGACAGGACUCUCAAAUUAUAUGUCAUUACUUCGUCAUUACUGUGAUUUUAAGGUCAUAGUUUGGUUCAAAAGGCGAAACUUUUGGUGAUCCACCUUCUCCUUGGCACUAUGGCUAGCCAUGACACCCCCUGGGGCAGGGGUGGGCAAAUAUUUGGACUCGAGGGCCGCAUUGAGUUAACAAAAUUGUCUGGGGGGCCAGAACAUAUACGUAUUUAACACACACACACUAUUUUAUGCUUAUCAUUUUCCUUGAAUUAUUUGUCUAAUUUCAUCUGUAAAAGUGUUAUCCUGUAUCAGUUGUAUGUUCUCAUGUCCCUUUUUUAGGAGCACUUUAAACAUCACACCACAUCAAACUAUGUCAUUUAAUUUUACAGUUUUGUUGUUUAUUUUUUACUAAAUCAGACAUCCGACUUGCAAGUCAUGUUGCCAGUUUGUAUGUUAAAAGUUGAAGUUACUUAGAAAGCAACUGGCGGGCCGGAUUCAAACGCUUGGUGGGCCGCAUGUGGCCCCCGGGCCGUAGUUUGCCCACCCCUGCCCUGGGGGGUGCACACCUGCCAACAUGUAUGAAUCUCUUGUACUCAGCAUGCAAUUUGACUCUUGAAUGCGCUUGUAUGCUUCACAGCUCUCCAUUUUGUUGCAUUUCACUGGUUUCAGUUUUGAUUUCAGUCCAGUACAGAUCAAUAAAUACAUACGAGU